UCCCUAGUCGGCUUUCUUUUCCUUUUUGUCAAAAAAGAAAAAAAAAAAAAAAGAGAGAGAGAGAAGGGUUGUAAAACGACAUCGUUUGGUAAAUUAAGGCUAAAACCCAAAACCCCUCUUUUCAUUCAACUACAUGAGCAUUAAGCAGCAGCAACAUUCAACAUUCUCUCUCCUCAGCUCCUACACAACCAUGGCGGCGAGGCCUGAGCUGUUAGCACCGCCGGAGAUUUUCUACGACCAAUCAGAAGCUCGCAAAUACACUUCUUCUUCUCGAAUCAUCGAUAUUCAGGCAAAGUUGUCUGAAAGAGCAUUAGAAUUACUCGCCUUGCCCGAUGACGGAGUCCCCAGAUUGCUCCUUGACAUUGGUUGUGGAUCAGGGCUGAGUGGAGAAACUCUGUCCGAGAGUGGGCAUCAGUGGAUUGGUUUAGAUAUUUCAGAGGCAAUGCUGGAUGUAGCCGUUGAGCGAGAGGUUGAUGGUGAUCUUCUUCAUGCAGAUAUGGGUCAGGGGUUAGGAUUCCGUCCGGGAGUUAUUGAUGGUGCAAUUAGUAUUUCAGCCGUCCAGUGGUUAUGCAAUGCUGACAAGUCCUCUCACGAGCCCCGUUUGAGACUGAAGGCAUUCUUUGGAUCAUUAUAUAGGUCCCUAGCAAGAGGAGCUAGAGCAGUUCUUCAGGUGUAUCCCCAAAAUGUAGCUCAGCGUGAGCUGAUCCUAGAUUCCGCAAUGCGUGCUGGAUUUGCUGGUGGUGUAGUGGUUGACUAUCCUCAUAGUACUAAAAGUCGAAAAGAAUACCUUGUUCUCACUUGUGGUCCACCAUCCUUAAGUGCUGGAAUGAGUUGCUCUGAUGAUGAAAGUAGUGGAGAUGAAGAAAAUCAUACGGUUACAGUCUCGGACAGGAAUAGGCCUCGAAAAAAGAGGAAGCUGGACAAGAAGAAUAGAGGAAAGGAUUGGGUUAUUCAAAAAAAAGAACAGAUGAGAAGAAAGGGUGCCGAAGUGCCUGCAGAUACAAAGUACACUGCUCGUAAACGCAAAUCUCGUUUCUGAGCUUUUAUUUUCCAUGUCUGAGCUUAAAUUGAGAUUUCUAGUGCAUUUUUAAUGUAUUUUUUAUAUUUUUUAGAAUUCAAGAAAUGUGGAAGAAUAGAACAGUCAUGAAGGACUGUUACUUUUCAUUGCAUACCCACACCUUCCCCUGAUUUUUUAUACAAUGAGACUACAGAUUAGGUUCAUUGUGCAGUAUCAUGAGUUUUCUUAUGUCAUUUUA
Molecule: messenger RNA, 1256 nt
Organism: Chenopodium quinoa (quinoa)
Lineage: Eukaryota; Viridiplantae; Streptophyta; Magnoliopsida; Caryophyllales; Amaranthaceae
Product: probable 18S rRNA (guanine-N(7))-methyltransferase
Exons: 9
Coding region: 134-1039 (301 amino acids)
Biological process (GO): rRNA (guanine-N7)-methylation
Cellular component (GO): nucleolus
Molecular function (GO): rRNA (guanine) methyltransferase activity
Source: RefSeq, a predicted model, not a curated record